AUCCUGUGACCGCUGCUAGCCUUCUGGAGGCGAAUCAACGCGAGGAGGAAACGAGGCUGGAAGUGGAAAGGCUGACCGCGGAAAUUCGAUCUCUGAAACUGCAGAUUCUGCAGCUGACGGGAGGACCUCCAGGCCACAGCGACACGUCAACCUCCCUGAACGGCACCGAGAUGGGCGACUGUCUGGCAGCGCGUCGACAGGUGGAGUUGGCGGAGAUUACGCAGGGUCUUCCGUUGAACAACGAGUACGAGCUGAUAGCCUUCAGCCACUUCACCUUGUCGAGGCUGUACCCGGUGGACCUGGGCCUGGGAAAGCGAGUGGUAGAGAAGCCGAUAGGGUUCAAGAGGAAGGACCUCCUGGAGGCGCUGACGAAGGCCGUGGAGACCCUCAACAGGAACGGCUCCCAGACGAACAAGUACACCGUGGAGGACUUCCUGGAAGGCUUGUACAGAGUGGAGCCGACCACGGGGACGCAGUACGAGAUGUACUUCCGGACGAAGAACCUGAACAAGAGCUCCCAGGUUACGUCCAACGGGUACACGAAGAUCACCCUGAUGAGGCCCUACGCGCCCAUCCAGUACGUCACCCUGGAGCGGCAGCAAGCCAAGGAGAAGGAGCUGAUCCACAUCAUCCUGCCGCUCUCUGGGAGGACGGGUACCUUCCAGAGCUUCAUGGACAAGUUCGUGAAAAUUGGCCUGAAGAACGACCGCAGGGUGCACCUGACGGUGGUGUACUUCGGCACGGAAGGGCUCUCCGAGGCCAGGGCCAUAAUGUCCAGGGUGCUCAUGACAAGGGGUAGUGGCGGGACUAAUCAGAACCUGAGACUCCUGGCUCUGAACGAGACUUUCUCCAGGGGAAAAGGACUCAGGGUAGGGGCCGAGAGGGCUUGGGGUGGCGAAGGCGACGUUUUGCUCUUCAUGUGCGACGUGGACGUCGUUUUCAGCGCGAGAUUCCUCGACAGGUGUAGAUGGAACACAUCGCCAGGCCGUAAGGUCUAUUAUCCUAUUGUGUUCAGCCUCUACAAUCCACACGUUGUGUACACCCUUCAGGGCCGCGAAGUGCCUCCCGAAACGGACCAAUUGGUCAUAUCCAGGGAUACCGGAUUCUGGAGGGACUUCGGAUAUGGAAUGACCUGCCAGUACAGGUCUGACUUCCUAAGAGUUCGCGGUUUUGACGAAGACAUCGUCGGCUGGGGGGGCGAAGACGUCACUUUGUACAGGAAAUAUGUCAGGAGCAACAUCAAAGUCAUCCGAGCUACCGAUCCUGGCAUCUUUCACAUUUGGCACCCUAAGGUCUGUUCCGGAGGACCAGGCCAAAGAUUGUCGACCGACCAAUACCGUGCGUGCAUUCGUUCGAGAGCCUUGAACGAGGCUUCGCACGCACAAUUAGGUUUCCUGGCCUUUCGGGAGGACAUCGCGAGCCAGGCCUUGAAUACGAAGGCCUUGACGAAAAAGAAGAAGCAGCAGCCUGCACGGAAGGAGAAGAAAAGGCUGACCAAGCAGACGAAGGGCCAACCGCAGGCAAAGGAGAAACCGCUGGCAAGGACCUCCAAGGAUCAGACCUGAUCCCCGAUCGACGGACGCCUCGAGUUCUGAAUGUAAAUACCAUGUAAAGAAAGCCUUCCCUCGAAAGGAGGAAACCUGCGACCUUUAGAAGCUGCUUCAGAGAGAUCGCGACCAGGACCUUUCAAGGAAGGUCCUUAAGAAUCCACAAGGUGGACCCUUCGUGGGAGCUCCUUCGACGUUGGAGCGUCUUCCGAGUCUCGUCGACCUCUCGAAGAUGGAUCUAAAAACCCAGCCUGGUGUCCUGAAAUCUGGAUAUCCUGUCCCUGGAUUUAACCAGGAUCGCUUCCUGAAUCGAUCGACACAGAUCCUAAGUCCAUCUCAUCCGAGUUUCCCUCCUGUGAUCGAAACGGCCACUAAAAGGACUUUCAACUAUUUUUUGUCUCCUCAGGACGCGUUUUAAAGUUCGCAGAAGAGCAUAUUUGUUCCCUUUGUUUCUUCGGCGAGAUUUGAUGAUUUGAUAAUGUUUUUUGUUUUCUUUUUAAUGUUUCAAAAUAGGUGGAAAUACGGCCGACGAGACUCCAACUCCGGAAGACGCGAAGACGAUUUGUAUGUCGAAUUUCUAUCGGUUAGACUCCUCGAUCACGGCGAAGACACGAUUUAUAUAAAUCUAUACAUAGCUAUGUUUAAAGUAACGAAUAACGCCGGCGCGUGAUCGACGACGGAUCGACUCUGGAGAUAUCUUCCGAUCGACUAGCGAUUAUCGGGUCCGUUUUAGGAAAAUCGUCGCGCUCCAUCUCAGUCAUACGUCCGUGGUGUUACAGUAAAUCGCGCGUGUACAUAUAUAGGUAUAUCAGGUUCAUUAAGAAGGAAAGUAAUAAAAAUGAGAGUAGGGUGAAAAAAGAGGGAGCGACCGAGAAAUCGGGGGAAGGAUCCCGAAGCGGGCGAUUAGGGGCGGAAAGAUGCGGAGGCAAGACUUAUCGAAAGAAAAGGACGAAGAGGGGAGUAAUAAAGGGGACUCUCUUAACGACUGUCUCUCUAAUGAGCCUCGUUUCGCUUUUCCAACAAAUUUACAGUUAACGGAAAGAUUUAAUUCGCCGGCGAGUUUAUUGUCGCAGCCUCCCCGAGUCGCGUUUUCCGCCAGGUUUCUUUUUUUCCUCCGAGCCUCCUCGUUUUCAUAGGGAGAUUCGCGUGCUUUUGUAAACAUUUUCCAUCUCACUUCCCGGAUGGAAAAGCGCUCUCCGCGGAGAGCAUACGCGAAAGAACCGGAAAAGGUACAUCGUACAUCCAGACGACAAAUGCAUCGCACCGAUCUCGUGCUUCUUCUCAUCCUCCGCUGAUGCACUCGGUGCAUCUUCGCGAAAUUACAUUGCAUUACCCGGCAAAAAAGUGUUUCAAAAUGCAUUGCAUAAAUUACCGUGACUGCCGUCUGAGGCCCUUCUGCAUGGUAAACAUUUUACGGCCAAGUGUACAGCACCGAGCAGUAAAAGUUGGAGCGGGAUGUCAAAAUAAAAAUUUCGUUUUGUCUGGUUUGAAACUUUUGUCCGGAGGGAAUAAAAAUCCAUCCCUUAUAAAUAUUGACGAAACCCUCUGAAAUUCUGCGACAAUUUUAAUACUGAUCCGCGUACACGUGAAGCGUAUGCCAAUUAAAAAUACAUUGCGUAUGCCUUGUUAAUUUAUCUUUACAAAUACGGUGAUACGUAUUUAGCUUUUUCGAGGGAGACGCGAGAGAGGUGUGACGUAGAAUUUCCCUCUUCGAUAAAAAUUCUUCAAAUUAAAAAAAAUAUGCGGAUCUGUAGGGUGCAUUCGGCGCUCCGAGUCUUCUCGAGUAAAGUGCACUUCGCCCAAUCCGCCCUCGACGUUCAUCGUAAUUAAUCCCCGGGAAUUUCUAAUUGAAUUAAACUUUGCCGAACGACGUCGCGAAGAAAUUAUCGUCCAUUAUCGGUCGGAUAAUGUAACUCCGACAAAUCGCGUGGCGAGUUUACGGUAAUGCGCGUAUCGAGCCUCGUCCAUUUCGGAAAAGACGGAAUAGAACGUAUACAUGCACCGCGAAAUAAAUGUCUUCCAAUUUAAUCGAGUGCGACGUGAAAGAAUGCCGGAGGAAAGGUAAAAGCAAAAAUAAGGACGGAAAUCUCCGCUCGAGGGAGAAAAAUCCGCGAAAUUCGAUUUCAUUAAGGGGCUUGCGCGCGGUCGGUAGGAUUGGCUAAUAAUUGAAUAACCCUCGGUAAUUAUGAGAUUAAGGGAGGGCCCGGAAACCCAGAGGAUAUCCGGUCUAGUCAAUAUCGGCGACGGAGAAAUGGACCAUCUUUUAUAAAAAGGUCCAUUAGCCGAAGAUCGAUCCGAGGUCCGACUCCAUUCGGGAGGGAACACUAUCGUUACGCGAUUAACGAGCAAAUGGAUGAGAAGAGAGCAAUAAAUUGAUGAUAUAAUUCGAUUUGAUCGCCGGAUUGCGGCCAUCCCGGCCCGGGAAGACUUUCGGAGUGAUUAAUGGUACCUCCACCCCGUCGAAACUCUUUUUAACCCCCGAUUUUCCCCUCUUUCCGCCCUUUUCGCAUCAUCGACUCGUCCUGGCGAGCGCGCCGGAGGAAGGCUGUAUAGAGAACCAGGGAGGAACAUGUAAACAAAGUA
This is a messenger RNA of Orussus abietinus, 4130 nucleotides long. RefSeq names its product chondroitin sulfate N-acetylgalactosaminyltransferase 1 (gene Csgalnact). The record is from RefSeq and is a predicted model, not a curated record. Gene Ontology annotation, cellular component: Golgi cisterna membrane. Gene Ontology annotation, molecular function: glucuronosyl-N-acetylgalactosaminyl-proteoglycan 4-beta-N-acetylgalactosaminyltransferase activity. The transcript is spliced from 5 exons. The annotation marks the transcript as partial. NCBI's taxonomy places the organism in Eukaryota, Metazoa, Arthropoda, Insecta, Hymenoptera, Orussidae.